AUGGCGCCACAUCAAAAAAAAAGGUUUUGUGGGCUCCUCUUUACCCGAGACGACCACGCCCCGCUAAGAGUGUCGAAGAGCUUUACCCUCCUCCUGACCGACUCCCCAAAGGUCAAGACGCUCGCCACCGCAGAGCUCCGACACACGGUCUCUUUGUUCACCCUUAAGCGCUUGAGGGACGUUUCCACUGUGAACCUCCGCGACUUCCUGAACGGUGCUGACUCCACCGUCUUAUGA
Molecule: messenger RNA, 237 nt
Organism: Soboliphyme baturini
Lineage: Eukaryota; Metazoa; Nematoda; Enoplea; Dioctophymatida; Soboliphymatidae
Source: the annotation of a GenBank genome assembly